This is a messenger RNA of Homalodisca vitripennis (glassy-winged sharpshooter), 4397 nucleotides long. It is a transcript of the gene PIG-N, whose product is annotated as GPI ethanolamine phosphate transferase 1. The transcript is spliced from 16 exons. The record is from RefSeq and is a predicted model, not a curated record. Gene Ontology annotation, molecular function: mannose-ethanolamine phosphotransferase activity. Gene Ontology annotation, cellular component: endoplasmic reticulum membrane. Gene Ontology annotation, biological process: GPI anchor biosynthetic process. Bases 235 to 3018 code for a protein of 927 amino acids. Lineage: Eukaryota; Metazoa; Arthropoda; Insecta; Hemiptera; Cicadellidae.
AAUAAUGUAAACAUAACCCUAAUGUCACUGACACACCUGUGAAAAUUGUGGUAGUGAUUGUGAUUUUUGAAGUGUUUGCAUUUCAAUCGAUGUUCCUUUAUCAAGAUAAACCACCACCUAUCCAUUUAUAUGAUAGGAAUAACUGGUUGAUAAGCUGAUUGUAGAAAAUCGGCCAUAAACGCCCAAAUUUGUUGUUUUUUCCAUGAUAUGAGCCUGAAAUGAGAGUAAUUUUAUAUGGGUUUUUUACUUCAUAUUGUAUUUUUGUUGUCAGUUUUUGACAUUUAUUUCAAAUCACCAAUUAUAAAUAAUAUUCCUGUUUUGAACAAUAAUGUAGGCCCACCAGCUAAACGAUUAGUGUUGUUUGUUGCUGAUGGGUUAAGAGCAGAUUCUAUAUUCUCAGUCCAGCCUACUAAUGACCAUCUUUCACCAUACUUAAGGUCAAUAAUUGAAUCCAGAGGGGUAUGGGGAGUCGCACACUCACGAGUACCCACCGAGUCUAGACCAGGUCAUAUUGCACUAAUUGCUGGUUUCUAUGAGGAUCCAUCGGCUGUUUUCACUGGAUGGAAAGACAACCUGGUCGAGUUUGAUUCACUGUUCAAUCGAAGCAAAGUCACUUAUUCAUGGGGAAGCCCUGAUAUUUUACCCAUGUUUAAGAAAGGAGCAGUAGAGAACAAGGUUCACACGUUUUGCUAUAAUGCAGAAGAUGAAGAUUUCUCUGGAUACGGCUCUACCAAGCUUAAUACUUGGGUAUUUGACAGAGUGGAAGAGUUCCUUCAAUCUGCUAGGCAUAAUGUUACUUUGAACAACUCAUUGAAUCAGCAGGGAGUUGUGUUCUUUCUCCAUUUACUAGGGCCCGAUGUCGCUGGCCAUGCUAGUAAACCUCAUUCCAGACAAUACAAAGACAACAUCAAUGUAGUGGACAGUGGUGUUGAGAGGAUUGAGAAGCUAUUAAAUGAGUUUUUCAACUAUGACAACAGAACUGCUUUUGUGUACACAUCUGACCAUGGAAUGACGGAUUGGGGAUCACACGGUGCUGGAUCACAAAGUGAGACUGAGGUGCCGCUGAUUGUAUGGGGUGCAGGAGUCGGCUCUCCCCUCCUGUUGGAGACACCUGACCCUCGCACUCCUGUGAGAUGGAACUUGCGUAACCUACAACGACUAGACGCAGCACAGGCCGAUGUGUGCCCCCUCAUGGCAUUGCUGGUGGGAGUCCCCAUACCAGUCCACUCUGUGGGAGUGCUGCCUCUCGGCUACUUGUCUCUGUCAGAACGAGACAAAGUGGCUGCUCUGGCUCUCAAUGCACGGCAGCUGGCUACGCAGUUUGGCUGUAAGAGGAAAAUGGUUGAGUCCAACAUGAUACAGUGGCUCUACAGACCUUUCCCUGAACUUACUAUUGAGGACGAAGAGGCACUCAAAGAGAAUAUAACUCAGUUGAUAAAUCUUGGAAAAUUUGAUGUGGCGAUAGAAGAAUGCAGAAACCUCAUCCGACUGAGCCAUUCAGGUCUACAGUACUAUCACUCCUACUUCCAAGGCUUAUUGCUCUGCUGUGUAACCUUAUCCUUCCUCGGCUGGAUAGCUUGGUUGUUCUGCCAUCUGUUACAGGACACUGCAGAUGAAAAAGUUACUAAUCAUUCAGGCCAUUAUAAUAACCAAACAAGAAAUAUUAAUAUUUGGCGGAAUAUUUUUUUCUUAACUCUGGCAAUUGUAACUUCAUUAUUAAUUUAUGUACAGUCAUUACCACCCCAGUUCUACCUAUACUGCUGCCUACCACUCCAACUAUGGUGGGCAGUAUCACGCCACUGGCAGACUGUCCUCCACAUCUUCGGUAAAUAUCGGCUAUUGCACUCGCUGGGAUCAGUGCUUCUCUACAUAGUCCUGCUUGAGUUAUUGGUUAUGAUUUUCUUCAGGCGUUGGAUCCUAUCAGUUGUAGUUGUUGCCAUUGGAUGUUGGCCUUUCCUGCUGGGAGAGAGACGGAAACUGUUGUCAACGAGGAUUCAGAUAUUGUGGCUUGGAUCUUACCUUACAUUAGCUGUUUUCCCUACUCUCCCUGUUGUUGGACAGCAGACACAGCUAGAAUUUGUGGUUUUCUGUGGUGGCCUUUGGCUGUUAUUGGGACUAUCAUGUCUAUACCUGUUGGGUCUGGUCCGGACUGGAUGGGUAGUUCCUGUUCAGCUAUUGAUGCUCUCUGUGGCCACAGCCAUCGUACUUACAACCUCGCAGGACUUUGACAGUGGCAUAGGUCUACAACUAGCCAACCAAAUAGCUGCCUGGCUACUUCUUGUGACAAGUUUAUCUGUACCUCUAAUGACUGAUAGUGAGGUGCCAGUUAGGUUCCUCAGCAUUGGCCUGGGCUUGGCCGUACCUUUCCUGCUACUGUGUGUGGGUCAUGAGGCAUUCUUCCUCUUGGCACUCUUUGUCAGUCUCUGUGUGUGGCUCGUCGUAGAGGCUCGGCUGUCUCAAGUGAAUAUAUCAAAGAUGGUGUUUAAAGAAGAUCUAGAAGUGAAACACUACUCAUUGUCUUCAGAUGAUUUUCGAAAGUGUUUUUUCUUCCUAACCUUUGUUCUUCUCUCGUUCUUCGGCACCGGAAAUGUUGCAUCUGUGAAUUCAUUUGAUGUUUCUUGGGUACGAUGUUUUGUCACCAAGUUCUCACCAUUCACUAUGAUGGCUCUUAUACUGUUGAAGACUCUAGUUCCUUUUCUCCUAGUUGCAUGCAGUUUCAGAGCAAUCAACAUAUUCUCUGGGGCAAAAGCUGAAAGCAUGUUUGUCAUUGUACUGAUCUACUGUGACGUGAUGGGGCUUCACUUCCUGUACUCUGUGACUAACACUGGCAGCUGGCUCGAGAUUGGAACUUCUGUGUCACACUUCGUCAUCAUGGAGGGGACUGUACUGUUUGUAGCGACACUGUAUUUCCUCGCCAGACUGUACACAGCUACAGCCAUUCACAAACACUUGUCUCCAUCAUCCACACAACCCAUUACCCCUAUUUGGGUCUCUCAACGUAAAAAACAUCCUGAUUAAAUGAUCAGUAAAGUGUUUAGUAUUGUUAUUAUUUAUAUUUUAUUAAAUUAAUAAAUUCCAUUUCAAAUAAAAUGUUUCAGUUGAUUAACAAUUAUUAUUUGUAAUGGAUGACUUAAUUUUGUUUACUUAUUCUAAGUAAGUAUAUAUAGAGAAAGAGGGAAGUAUAUUUUUAUACUUCUUGUUGCAAUGCACAUUAUUUUAGAGUUAUGGUUUCAAAAGAUAAAUUUUGAACAAACAAUAUACUUUGUUCACAUAAAUAUUUUAUACCUUCACAGAUUUAAAGACUUCUGUAAAAAUCUAGAAUCAUUGGUUUAUUUGUCACAUAAGUUUAUAUAAUCAAAAAAGAUGUAAAUAAACAUGUCAAAUAUAACAAUAAAAAUUAUAAAUAUUGCAUAGGUCUAUUUAUUUUAAAACAAAAUUAUUUAGCCAAUAGAAGUAGUCUUCUGUGCUAAAACAAUUAAGAUUUUUUAAAGCUGUUUUUUAUAUUUCUAAAACUUUAAUUUUGCAUAAUAUUUCACAUUUAUCUACAGGAACACAUCAUCUUGCUACACACAUAUAUUAUGAAAAGUAAAUUUUUUAAUAAAAAAUUGAUACAAACAAUAAUAUUUAGUAGACAACUCUUACAUUUUUUAAUUUUUUGCUCAUUAGACUAUUGUAGUUUCUUAUGAAACCAUUAUAAGAAAAUUUGUUUAGUAAUAAAAUUUAAUUUUGUAAAAAGUUAAUUGAAACUGUGGAAACUGAAAUUCUUGUUUAGGGAGAUGGUAUGUUCAAUAUUUUAACGCUAUUUAUUUUUUUAGCUUAACACUUGACUACGGUACAAAUCAGAUUAAUACUAGUUGGUCUCACUCAGUAUACAGACGCAGUGAAGGUGUAAACUGUGAUGUAUUGGAAAUGCUAAUUUAUUGAUGGGUUACUAAACCAUUUAUUGUAGACACUACACAAAUAAUUAAAUGAAACAUAGCUACUAUAAUAUACUAUAAAUAAGUACAAAUGUUUAAUAUUAUUUUGGGCAAAACUUUACAAAAUUGAUGAUUUUAAUGUAAUCAGAUCCAAAUUUUAAAUGGGACUAUAGUUUUGUUUUGUUUUAUUUUUUAAGAGAGGAGAAAAUAGAAUUAGUGUUUUCAAUGUAGCCAUUUUCUUAUUUACAAUUGGGGAGGUAUUCUUUCAUGUUGUUUUUAUAGAAUGAUUCAGAAUUAUUCAUGUUCAUUAUUCUUGUAAAUAAGAGUAAGUUGUAUUUAUUAUUGUAUAUACUAAUCCAGUGUGUUGUUAGACUAUAGCAAAUUUUUCUAUUAAUAUGCUCUGAACAAUUUUCUUCAAAUCUAAUUUUGAUCUUCCUUCAUUUUUGUAAUUACUAUGAAUUAAACUUAAUUUAAAUUUGA